UACAUUCACAGAAGCCUCUUCAGCAUUCGAUUCCCAUCACACUGCCAUCCAGCCAUGACUUCACCUGGGCGCUUUGCAGGACUUUGCAUAAUUGCUCUGGUGCUGUUUUAUGGUGCACAUCUGGGAGAGACCAAGAACUCUCGCAAAGAGCACAAAGAGCCCAACGUCCCGUUCCCCCCUGCCCGUCCCACCACUCACAAUCUGGCUGCCAUUUGUCAUCAGGGUAGAGGUCGCCCCAGGUACCCUCCCAGUUUCUUCCCCAAAUCCGGGUCCAGCCACUUCCGACGCCGUGGACAUGCCAUGAACCGCCUAGAGUCGUGGUUCAGAGUGUGCUGCAGUGGACACCUAGACGAGCAGAGCAGCCAGAUCCUCUGCUGCGCUCAACAAGCGUGGAAAAACGCCCUGUCUCUGUUCUGUGUGGAAGAGUACUCCACCAUGACCCUCCCGUACGAGUGCUGUGAGAACACUGGAGAAGCCCGCUGGUCAUGCUUCGACAGCGAGCUGCCAAACCCAAACUACACCUCAAACCCAGGCUACAAUGCCCCUGAAAUCCCCGAGGAGCCUGGAUUCACGUUUGACCCAAAUGCCUGCUAGAGGUCGAAAAUAAUAACUUUCCACUCUUUCACAUUCCUAUAGGGAGAUAAUAUUGAAGAAACUCCUGCAAACCUCUCAGACAAUCCUAUCUAAAUCUUGUCUUUGUCACGUACAGCUGCUCCCUGAUGUGGACAGGACAUACUGGUUUGGAUUACACUAUCUAAGGACAAUUAGAGUCCCAUCUAGCCUUGUUAUCAGCUCAGCAUUUUAACCAAGCUUUGCCAUAUUAAUAGGAAACACAUUUUAAAAAUGCAACUCAGUGCUUAAUUUUAUAAGGCUCACAGAAUGUGUCUGGCUUAAAUGUUGUAAUUUCUGACAUGUAGUGUUUUUAGAGAGAAAAAUAAACACACUCCGC
This is a messenger RNA of Neolamprologus brichardi, 949 nucleotides long. RefSeq names its product extracellular matrix protein 1-like. Gene Ontology annotation, cellular component: extracellular region. Lineage: Eukaryota; Metazoa; Chordata; Actinopteri; Cichliformes; Cichlidae. Gene Ontology annotation, biological process: regulation of bone mineralization; signal transduction. The record is from RefSeq and is a predicted model, not a curated record.